Bolinopsis microptera is the source of this 3238-nucleotide messenger RNA. RefSeq names its product chromatin assembly factor 1 subunit A-B-like. Gene Ontology annotation, cellular component: CAF-1 complex; nucleus. The coding region runs from base 28 to 2943 and encodes 971 amino acids. The transcript has 14 exons. Gene Ontology annotation, biological process: nucleosome assembly. NCBI's taxonomy places the organism in Eukaryota, Metazoa, Ctenophora, Tentaculata, Lobata, Bolinopsidae. The record is from RefSeq and is a predicted model, not a curated record.
AUUUUAGGUUAAAAGGCAAUUCUGACAAUGUCUACUGCCGAAACAAUUGUGAUAGAUUCGGAUGAGGAACCUCGACCAAAGAAACUGAAGCAAGAUCGUUCACCACUUGUUGUGUUAAAUGGAGAGAAUGGUUUGAAAAGAAAACAGUUAACACUAAAAGACAUGGUUUCACCAAAACCUAAACAGUCCACACUAUCUAACUUCAAAGUGCUCUCCCAAUCCUCAAAAUCAGCCUCUACUGUCAACAAACUGUCGCCCAAAGAUAAAGCAAACAAGCAGCCUAUUAACAAGUCUCCAAAAGAAAGUUCUGUAGUCUCCCCUGUCCCUACUAGUGGGGUCUCAACAACUCCUGUCCGGGGCAUGAAACGGAAGUCUAACUUCUCGGGAGAAGAAGAAGAGAAUCAGGCGACUCCAGGAAAACAAGCAAAAAUUCCUGAAGAGGAGAAAGCUCGUGUUGAUGAAAGUCCGAAACCACGAAAUGUUGCAAAGAGUGUGGUUCCAAAACCUACGUUGGCAUCUAUGUUGAUUCGAUCACCCAAACAGCAGAACUCAAAGAAAAAAGAUGUUAAGUUGGAUAAUGAGAAAGAGAAAGAUAGUGAGAAAGUAGAAUUGAAAGCUAGCCCUGAAGCAGAACAAACUUUAACUUUCAAACCUGUAAAGAAGAAAUUUGGAGAUUAUAAGAGAAAAGAGGCCAAAAACUCCAAGUCAGACAAACAGAUUGGGCAAGUUACUGCGCAAUCUGAUAGUAAGGACGUCUCACCCACAGUUUCUGAUCAACCAUCUAAAAAAGUAGAAAAGAUCAGAUCAAAAACAGCUAAACCUGUUGCCAAAGUUGUACCGGAGAAAGUAGCGAGUCCUUCAGGAAAGGCUACAAGCGAAGUUGAGACAAAAGAAAACGUUGAACCGAGCGAAGUUGUUGAAAUUAAGACUUCUGAAGUUCAGGUAGACGGAGUAGAGCCCGGACCUUCAGGAAUCACUAAACCAGCUGUUAAAAAGCAACGACCGUUGUCCGAUAAGCAGAAGAAGCUUCAAGAGGAACGUGAAAAGAAAAAACAGGAACUUGACAAUGAAAAAGAGCGGAAGAGAUUGGAAAGAGAAAAAGAAAAGGAGGUUCGAGAAGAAGCAAAACGUGCCGAACAAGCAAAAAAAGAUGCCGAAAAACAGACUAGGGAAAAGGCGAGAGAAGAGGCUAGACUAAAGAAAGAAGAGGAAAAGAAGCAGAAAGAAGAAGAGAGGAAACAAAAAGAAGAGGAGAAAGAGGUGGAGAGGAAGAAAAAGGAACAGGAGAAGGAGGAGGAGAAGCGAUUGAAAGAAGAUGAGCUGGAGAAGAAACGACAGAAGAAGCUGAAAGAGGAGGAGAAAUUUAAGAGUUUUUUUGUUGUCAAGAAACCUACCACUGCUUCGACAGCUCCCAAGGUUGAAACAUUGGAGAAGAAGUUCCGAGAUUUCGUGAUAACUCCGAACAUGCUGCUAGCUCCGAUAAAUAGAACAGAGCCCGUCACCGGAGACAUAUUACCUCCUGGGCCUCUACAAUGGGACACUAACCUAGCUCAUGUACGGAGCGUGGUAAAAGAGAUGAGGUCGAAACAAAAGUAUGAAACUGAUCAACUGAGCUGCGAACUGGAAAUAUUAUCUGUCUCCAACCCCAAAGAGAUAAAAGUGAAGCGCAAGACGUUACAUUUCCACGAGAAUCACAGACCGGCUUACUUUGGCAGCUGGCGUAAGAAGAGUACUACCAUCAGGCCACGACGCCCAUUCGGACAGGACAAAUCACUACUGGAGUACGACUACGAUAGUGAUGAAGAUUGGGAAGAGGAAGAAGAGGGAGAAGACAUAUCAUCUGAGAAGGAAGAUGAGAAGGAGGAGGAAAAAGAGAAAGAUAAAGAAAAGGAUGAAGAUGACGAAGAAGACGAUGGUUUCUUUGUUCCCCACGGAUAUCUGUCUGACGAUGAGGGGGAUGAGGAUUGUGGAAUGACAGACGAAGCGAAGAACAAAAGGCUAGAACAGAGAAAACAACAGUUUGAUGAAGAGCAGAAGAGCAAAGAGAGUGGACUACUGAAAGCUCAGAUAGUAGGUCCAGCCUGGAUAACCGACCCAGUUCCCUCUGACCAGGCCCGCUAUCUCUCACAGUUCGCUGCCGUCUGGUCUAAUGACAUGACUGAUAAUGAACCUAUUGAUCCCUUCGCUCGUGUUCAACCAGUCGCUCAAAUGAAGACUGAUUCUGCUGUUAAAAAUGAUAAGAAGGAACUCCCUAUAGCAGGAUACGGUUUGCUGAUAAGAUUCCUGCACGGCAGUCCCAUCGGAAUGUCUCGUGCUGUGGAAAAAUUUCAAGAAAUGUGGCAUUCCGACGAAACGAGGGGGAAAGUUAGCAAGCGCCAACUUUCACAACUUAUCCCUACCCUGGUGAAGAAAUGUAUGAGACCUGGCAAUGGGAUGAAGUUAUGCUGGUACGCGACUGAUGAGGUGCUGACUAAGUAUGAACUAAAUGAUAUGGUUGGUUUGCAUUGUGAGGCACCGGAACCUCCCAAACCUCAACCUCCUCCUGCUUUAUCUCUUCUAAAGUUCACUAAAUCCUCUUCUUCAGAACAAGAUCUUGCUCAACUGAGACAGCAGCAGUCGCUACUGGAAGCGCUUCAACAAGCAGUGAAGCAACAAAAAGACGCAAUUAUCCUCCAGCAGCAGCAGCAGCAGCAGCAGCAACAACAAGUGAAGACGGAAAUCCCUCGAAAUACUCUGAAGAGUUUCAUGUCCAGCGCCCCCUCAGCUGCUACUGUGUCUAGUAACUCCAGUGUAGCGAGUAGUACAGUUAUCCCAGCGAGACAGAAUCAAGCUACUCUACCUCAACAAAAAGUUGCCCCUGCCCCUAGAAGAAUAGCAUUAGUCCCAAUAAAAAACGUGUCGACUACAGUCACUACACCCAUCAACAUUGAUGACAGCAACUAAGCAUUGUCAGCGAAGGAACUUAUAUAACAGAUUUUAUGGUUAUUAGAAUUGUGAUACAUUAAUCGAACUUCUUAAAAUUUACGAUCUUUGUUUUGUACAUAAUAGGAAAAUUAGAAAUGAGCAGUUUUAAUUUUCAAUUUUAUAAUUUCAUUUACUUGGUUAUUGGGAUCGCUGCUUCUCAAUUACAUAAUUGUUUGGCAUGAAAGUUCCGCCAAAAUGUUAGCAUGGAAGUUAAUUUAUGUAAUCCUACAUUAUCAAUGACUUAUAAAUUUGAUCUAACAUUGGUUCAAAUAUA